Molecule: messenger RNA, 1395 nt
Organism: Tinamus guttatus (white-throated tinamou)
Lineage: Eukaryota; Metazoa; Chordata; Aves; Tinamiformes; Tinamidae
Source: RefSeq, a predicted model, not a curated record
CAGGAAUAUGGUACAUCUGUUGCUGUGCAGCUGGAUGUUGCUGAAUAACACUUCCAUGAGAUUGCUCUUCAAUCUUUCAGCUGUUCAGAAUGGCAAAGAACCCUAAUUUUCAGGAAGUUGCUCAUCAGCCCACAGGCUACAUCCACUAUAGAUCUUCAGACAGCUUUACUGGCUACCAAUAUAACCAUCCCUCCAAGAUGAGUAACAGCCACCCACUCCGCCCUUACACAGCCGUCGGGGAGAUCGACCACGUCCACAUUCUGUCAGAGCACAUUGGCGCGCUAAUGAACGGGGAGGAAUACAGCGAUGUUACCUUCAUUGUAGAAAAGAAACGUUUUCCAGCACAUAGGGUGAUCCUGGCUGCUAGAUGCCAUUAUUUCAGAGCGCUAUUGUACGGUGGAAUGAGAGAAUCUCAGCCUGAAGCAGAAAUUCCUCUUCAGGACACUACUGCAGAAGCAUUUACAAUGCUGCUGAAAUAUAUUUACACUGGUCGUGCCACACUACGAGAUGAGAAAGAGGAGGUUCUCCUAGACUUCUUAAGCCUAGCACAUAAAUAUGGCUUUCCAGAACUGGAGGAUUCCACAUCUGAGUAUCUUUGCACCAUACUCAAUAUUCAGAAUGUUUGUAUGACCUUUGAUGUUGCCAGUCUUUAUUCGCUUCCCAAAUUAACUUGUAUGUGCUGUAUGUUCAUGGAUAGAAAUGCUCAAGAGGUGCUGUCCAGUGAAGGCUUCCUAUCGCUCUCUAAGGCUGCUCUUCUGAAUAUUGUACUAAGGGAUUCAUUCGCAGCUCCGGAGAAGGACAUUUUCCAAGCUUUGAUGAACUGGUGUAAACACAACCCCAAGGAAAGCCAUGCUGAAAUCAUGCAAGCGGUGCGUUUGCCACUAAUGAGUCUAACAGAACUGCUGAAUGUUGUAAGACCUUCUGGAUUGUUGUCACCUGAUGCUAUUCUGGAUGCCAUUAAAAUUCGCUCUGAGAGUCGGGACAUGGACCUCAACUACAGGGGCAUGUUAAUACCAGGUGAGAAUAUCGCAACAAUGAAGUAUGGUGCUCAGGUUGUAAAAGGGGAGCUGAAAUCUGCUUUAUUAGAUGGGGACACUCAGAACUAUGACUUGGAUCAUGGAUUUUCUCGACAUCCAAUCGAUGAUGAUUGCCGGUCUGGAAUUGAAAUUAAACUAGGCCAGCCAUCAAUAAUCAACCACAUAAGGAUACUCCUGUGGGACCGAGAUAGUAGGUCUUAUUCCUACUACAUUGAGGUGUCCAUGGAUGAGUUGGACUGGAUUAGAGUUAUCGAUCACUCCAAGUACCUCUGUCGGUCAUGGCAGAAGCUGUACUUUCCUGCCCGUGUCUGCAGAAACCCUUUGUUAAGCACACCAGUCCUUGGGAUGCCCAAGGAAG